This is a messenger RNA of Diachasmimorpha longicaudata, 2763 nucleotides long. RefSeq names its product calponin homology domain-containing protein DDB_G0272472-like. The transcript has 4 exons. The record is from RefSeq and is a predicted model, not a curated record. Lineage: Eukaryota; Metazoa; Arthropoda; Insecta; Hymenoptera; Braconidae. Bases 381 to 2615 code for a protein of 744 amino acids.
UCCCUGGCACCGGCAGUGUGUCAAGAUCACUUCAUCUUCAGUGGUGUGUUGGUCGUGCGCGCAAACUAUUCAGACUGGUACCAACAAUUCAAUUUUUCAAAAUUGGUGCUCCACGUGGAGAAGAGAGUUGUGGGUUGCCAGGACGACGUGACUGAUUUUAAGGGAAAAAUUUUACCACCACAAUCGAUAGAUCAUUGCUAUUCCUCACCUGUUGAGCUGAUGAGUUUAUUGCAUUAGCGAUAAUGUAAAACAAGGGGUUUGGGCCUAUUCGACAAAAGGCAUGUGAUCGCUUUUUAGGCUCAGCAGGACUUAUCUCAUACCACUUUAAACCGAAAAAUCUUCCAAUCAAACGAAACCCCGAAGAUUUUUCAAGACAAAUAAUGGGGAAAGGCGAAGUGAGGAUGUUUUAUCUGAUUGUGAUGCUGGUGAUGCCCGGCACAUUAGUGAAAAGUAACUCAGCCACUGAUUUAACCUCUCCUGUUGACGAUCAAUACCCGUGGAGUGCGCUGGCUCAGCGUAAAGGACCAACGGUUCAGGACACUCUGGAGUUGAAAUGGACGGCAACAGAUCGAAGCGAAAAAAGACCAAUCGAUAGAUUGCUACAGUCACCUUGGAAGAAGUCGCCGGAGUUGCAAGCUGAGCAUUACUCGAAAUCACCAUCUGCAGGUCAGAGAAUCGAAGACCAAGGUCCCGGUUCAAUGGAGAUCUAUCGACUAACCAAUCUCGAUGACGCAAACUUGUACGCACAACCCCUUCCUCCCUGGACCAACCCAAUCCCCCAUAAAAAACUAAUGAAAAAUAAAUCUUCGAAGGUUGUUCACGAAGAAUAUAAGAAGCUCCAUAAACCAGGAAUGAGAAAAAAAUUCUCACCCCUACGUGAGACACAAACGACUCAUAAGGAGCGGAAAGACAACGAUUCAGUGGGUGUGCCGGAACUUCAAAUUGGGUGUGAAGGCCUUGAGGCACCGAUAGAGCCAUUCAGCCGUGAGCCAAGAUCAAUUUCAGUGAAAAACGAGUCAAGUCAAGAGUACGCUCACGCUGAAUCCGAAGUACCACCUGUUCUACCAGUUCAUCCAGUGACUAUAGACUGGGAUUACAAUGAGGAUGAUCAGCCACGUCACUACGAGGAUAUGGAUGAGCUAGUAAAGUUGAAAAAUUUGGAGAUGAUUUUAAAUAAAAAAAUUAAACAUCGUGGAGAUAUGAGACCUGAGCAGGACUCAGACGUUGAAUUUGAUUUGAAAAAAAUGCCACUACGUGGUGACCUCGUUGGUGGUCGUAAGGUAAGGUCAAUAUUGGACAAGCCAGUGAGUUCUAAAGCCUCUUCGAGUACCAUGGACGGUCUCUGGGGUUUUGGUGAAAAUGAUGGUUAUAUUUCAGGGGAUGAAGAUGAAUCUGACAAUGAACGAGUACAAACAGUGGCUGAAAGAAAACGACAAGAGUAUCUGAAACUUCAACGUGAGGAGAUGGAGAAGAGAAGACGAGAGCAAUUGGUGAGACAAAGGAAUCAAGAAAAUCGGAGAAAUGAUAACCAGAUAAAUUCGGAGAUUGAGAGGAUUCACAAGGAGUAUGAGAUGAGGUUAUCGGCGGAACAGAGGGAUCAGGAGAGAAAAUUAAAGGACUACAUUGAGAGAAAUCGUCCAAUUGUUGUUGAUAAUCGGGAGGAAAGGGAUAGGAGAGUUCUUGAUGAAUUUAGGAGAACAUCGGGGGCCAAUGGUUACAAUAAUCCACCCGGAAGAGCGCACGGUCGUUCAAGAGGCCCAUCACCACCGAUUACAUAUCCUAGUUCGUCACGAGUUGAUGAUACAGCGAGAAGAUGGGAGGCCGAGCAGCGGAGACGACAGGAGGAGUAUCAACGGCGGAAGGAGGGUGAGCUCAGGAGGGAGGAGGAGGAGAGGAGGAGGCGGAUAGAGGAGCGACAACAGGCGUACAACCAAACCAGUAAUCCACGUGAGACGUUGGCGGAGCAGAGGAGGAGGAUGGAGGAGAGCAGGAGAGCGGACGAAUGGAGGCGGGAAUUAGAGAGGAGAAAAGAGAUGCAAAACCAGAGCAAUAAUAAUCCAUACAGAAGGCCGGAGGAGUGGCGAAAGGUAGAGGAGAAGAUGACAUGGGAACGGGAGAAUGGGAAUGAUGAGGAGGAGAACCGGAGGAAUCAAGCACGAUUGCGAGAGGAGGAGAGGCGUCGUCGUGUUAUGGAAGAGAAGCAAAAAAGGUGGGAUGAUGCGAGACUGAAUUCACUUCCUGUCAGUGCGAGAAUUAUACUUGUGCCGAAUUCGUCAGUCAGGUCGUCCACCUCGUCGCCGUUCGUUCAUUCUCGAGGGAAUUUCGAUGAUGAUGAUAAUGUUCAAUUUUCGGGGAUAAAUCCAAACCGGCCUGGUCUGAGCGCCGGGAGAUUUCCAGCAGCACUAACACCAAGACCACCAAGAAUUUCACCAAGUCCAUGUGUCUGGGCUGUAGUGCAAUGCUGUCCCAACAGUGAUCAACGAAGAUUGAAUAGUUGUUUUGAGUAUUUAGGAUGCCCUGGGGUUAAUUGGGAUCCCAACCCGUGCGCAAGUGCUCAUUCUGAUGCCGCAAGGGCACAAGUUGCUGAGUUCUACGAGAGUGCUAAUCAACCAUGACAAUCAACAGCUUGAGGAAAAUUCAUUACUCUUCCCUCUGUCCCUUUUUCCAUUUGACAUUUUCCUUUUUAUGUACGUCUUUUUAUCGCUUUAUAUAUAGCUAUGCACAUACUCUUGACGAAUAAACGAUGAAUUAUAGAAUAAGAAA